Carassius gibelio (silver crucian carp) is the source of this 10495-nucleotide messenger RNA. Its product is annotated as protein phosphatase 1 regulatory subunit 29. Gene Ontology annotation, cellular component: plasma membrane. NCBI's taxonomy places the organism in Eukaryota, Metazoa, Chordata, Actinopteri, Cypriniformes, Cyprinidae. The record is from RefSeq and is a predicted model, not a curated record. Gene Ontology annotation, molecular function: protein binding. Bases 597 to 3299 code for a protein of 900 amino acids. The transcript is spliced from 3 exons.
GAGAUCACGCAGGAGUGGCAUCAUCCCAGAGUGGAGAGGUCUACCCCGAUCUUCACUCUCUCACUCCCCCUCCCAUUCUCUUUCGGCAUCUCUCACCGAUCCCACCACAGUGUAGUAAAGCGGAUAGGCAGCUAAACAAACAGCGAAAUCUUUUCAGUGAAGACCGCGACAGAGCUCAGAGCUCAUCUGUUCCCAGCCCCUGUUUCCUGCGACAAGUGGGUUUCACCAAAGCUUAAGCAUCAGGACACUUGAAGUCUGCAGACCUGGUCUGGCGAUCACACCUGAUCCACUGCACAAGACGACAUCUUAUCAACGUAGCGUCAAAGGAGGGAAAGCAGAUUCAACAGAGAGGAUUCCAGCAGUUGUCUUUCAAGUCAAAAUCAGCGUGCAAAAUAUAUCAGACACGGUCUCAGCUAUACUGGAUAUGAGCAAAAAUGGCUCUGCAAGAAACUAUGACAAGUCAACAGUUUUGACAGCCCAAAAGAAAAUCAAUUUUUUGCAUAUGUGAAAAAUCUGUAUUCUCAAUAGUGGACUCGCAUAAGAAUCCAACCUUGUUUGCCUUUAUUUUAAAAUAACCCUUCCUCACCACUCCCAUCAUGAAGAGUUUAUUGACUGCCCUCACUCCUUCCUUUACCACCCUCCUCUUCCUUCCCUUUUUCAUGCUCUUAUGCCCGCCAGCAUUGGUCAGAGGUGACUGCUGGCUCAUCGAGGGGGAUAAAGGCUAUGUGUGGUUGGCCAUCUGCAGCCAGAAUCAGCCACCAUAUGAGACAAUCCCACAGCACAUCAACAACACAGUACAUGACUUGCGACUUAAUGAGAACAAGAUCAAAGCGAUUUUUUUCACCUCCUUGAGUCGCUUCACGAAUCUCACCGACCUCAACCUCACCAAGAAUGAGAUCUCAUACAUCGAAGAUGGUGCUUUUGCAAGCCAAGCAAAUCUACAGGUGUUGCAACUUGGAUAUAACAAGCUAACCAACCUGACUGAAGGUAUGUUGCGAGGUCUGGGACGUAUGCAAUUUCUUUUCUUUCAGCACAAUCUCAUAGAAGUCAUUGCCACCAAUGCAUUCUGGGAGUGCCCCAGCCUCAGCAACCUAGACUUGUCAUCGAACAAGCUUGCCCGGUUAGACCCAUCUACUUUCACUGUGUUAGGCAGACUCAUGGGAUGUGAGCUAGCCGGAAACCCUUUCCAUUGUGGCUGUGAGCUCUACAGCUUCCUCACCUGGUUAGAGGCUUUCAACAAUGUUACACACACCUAUGAUCGACUUCAGUGCGAGACCCCACGGGAGCUGUUUGGCUAUCCAUUGCUAAGUCCUGUGGCUGGGCAUGGAAGGAGUGCUCGCUAUAUCCUUUCCUCUGUUUGUCGGGAUGGGGUGCUAAUUCCAGGGAUGACAUCUCUGCCACCUGAUCCUGAUUAUUCUGGCAUGGGUCCUGGCAUGUUUGACCACAUUGGACCAUCCCAUCAGCCUACAACUUCUUCCUCAUCUGACAAUGCAUUUAGUCCAAGCAUCAAACUGCAGCAUGUGUCUCUCUCCUCUGCAUCCCUUCUGAUCCAGAUUCCAAGGCCAUACAGCAAGAUGUACAUCCUGGUGCAGUAUAAUCAGAGCUUUGUGUCAGAUGUGAUGAAAUUAACAAAUAAAAAGGAAAUGAUCACCCUUAAUAAGCUCAAACCAAACACCAACUACACCUUCUGUGUGGCUUCUAUACGCAACUCACAGCGCUACAACCACACUUGUUUGUCCUUUUCUACCAGAGCUCCAAAUCCAGAUGACUUGAUGCCUCCACCCUCCACGACCACCCACUACAUCAUGACAAUUGUUGGCUGUCUCUUUGGAAUGCUGAUUGUUCUCGGGUUUGUCUACUACUGCUUGCGAAGACGACGCCGACACGAGGAGAAAGAGAAAUCCAUUUGUGUGAAGAAGACCAUUCUGGAAAUGAGAUACGGACCAGAGGUGGCUGCAGCAGUUGCAAAUGACCCUUCAGCUGUCCAGAAACUUCAUGAGCAAAGCCACCAUCAGCAUCACCAUGGCAAACUACCCAUGUCCUCCUCAUCUAGUUCUGCCAUGCAUGGCCAUGUUUCUGCCAACACUAGUUCCUCACGAUUGUCCUCCAUCCCUCAAGUAGAGAAGAUGGCAACUGCCUUCUCAGAAGCCAUGGCCACUAAGGGCAACUAUAUGGAUAUUAGGACCUCUAUAGGAGUAGACGAAAGGGGGAGAGAUGGAGCUGUGGUACAUGGUAUUCGGGAGGAAGACCUCAGGGGGGAUGAUGGAAGCGACCUGGGUGAUGAUUCAGAUGAUGAUGGCCGUGGAUCAGCUUCUGAGAUUUCAACAAUUGCAAUGGAGGUUGACAAGGUCAACCAGAUAAUUAACAACUGCAUUGAUGCCCUAAAGCUGGACUCUGUUGGAACUUCUACUGUUUCCACCACAGCAAGUGGUCCCACCUCACCCCCACCUACCUCUACCUCCUCCCUGACCAGAGGACUGAUUCCCAUUUCUACCAGUGUCAGUGAUACUUGCCAAGUCCUUCCUUCCCCAAAAAUUCCUCCUCCACCCCCUCUUCCCUUCACAGCUCCACUGUCCGAGAGACCUGGGAUCACAGGGGGCGGCUUUGUGUCACCGCCAUACCGUCCGCCUCCCCCAGCUUCUGCAGUGAGGCCUAUUCAAAGACAGAUGAGUGCCGAUGCAGCUGUCAUCGUCUCUUCUUCCAAGAGGCACUGCCGCCCUUCCAGUGGGAAAGGUCGUGUUUACAGCCUAGAUGUUCCAGAACCCCACAGCCCAGAUCCCUGCCAGUAUCCAGACAAGGGCAGCCCACUGGGGUGCAGUGAGCCAAUGGAGAGGCUCCCUUUAGUAGGUAGUGGUGGAGGUGGUGGCUGUAGCAUUGAUGGUGGUACUGUAGAUGGGAUGGGCCUUCAGCAACACCUGGAGGUGCACCCAGACUACCACUGUGCAGAGCAUCGUCAUUCAGUCCCUGCCCUUUACUAUGAGGGUUUCCAUGACUCUCCAGCCCAAAGGGUCUCUUUUCUCAAGCCUCUGUCACGCACCAAGAGAGACGCUGCUUCCUACUCUCAGCUCUCUCCCCGUCACCACAAUUACUCUGGCUACUCCUCGAGUCCAGAGUACUCCUCCGAGAACACAUUGCGCAUUUGGGAGCGCUUCCGUCCCCAUAGAAAGGGUCCACGCGAGGAGUCCUGUUAUGUAACAGCCGGAAAUGCCUUGCGCAAAAAGGUCCAGUUUGCCAAGGGGGAGGACUUGCAUGACAUCCUUGACUACUGGAAGGGUGUGUCGGCACAGCAAAAGCUGUAAUCUAUGCGACUGCGUGGAAGCACAAGGUCUCCUUCACUGCCUGAUAAACCGAAAGAGCGACUAUAGUGAGAAGUCAGGUUAUGGAUGCAGUGUACGAAACAGAGCCAAGUUUGUCAGGAUUUGAAGACAAGACAUUUUAAUCUGUUUUUGUACAGUGAGCCAGAAAGAGAGUAAAAAAGCCUGAGGAUACACUACAUACAUACGAUAACAUUUAGAGAUGUAAUUUGGAGCAUUGUCCAUUGUCCUACUCAGUGAAAAAGGUCAGAUGGGCUUAUCAUUUGUCAACAAUUGAAAUAAUUGUAUUUUACUCAGUAUUCAUCUGUGUAUUCAUCGUUCAUAUCAAUGGUGAGACCUAUGUAACCUGAGUCCUUCGUACAGCCUGAGACAGAAUCUCUGUUUAUACUCCCACUCGAAUCACAGGCCAUCACAUUCAUUUGUUAGGCGGGAAUGUGUAUGAGUGUAUGUUUUAGGAGGAUAAAAUGAUGUGCUGAUUUUCUACAAACCUGUCAAAAGCAGUUUCUCCCUUCCAUAUUGCAGAGACUAUGCACAGAGCAACCACAUUUACAUUUCAAUAGCACUCCUCAUGUGAAAAAUAAAGGAAUGGAGGGAAGGGAAAGAUAAAAAAUGAAACAGAAGAAUCUCCCUGGGGAGCUUUGGAAUAGUCAGCCGUGUUUGGCAGCUGCUUGCUGUGCUGAGCAGGAUGACAUAAAUAGUGCAAGGGGUGCUAGAGAAAAUACUGUAGAUUUACUAGGGUCUGUGGAAAAUGCGUAGAUCUGUGUUGUAGUUUAAACAGACAUAGCUCUGUGCAUCUCUCAUCACUGAUGCAUUAUUAAUAGCAUUUCCUUAUCAGAGGUUACCUUGUCACCUGUAUCACAGCAUGAGCACAAAGUGGCUGUUGGCAGCAGAAAUGUAUGUAUUCUGUUCCUCUGCCCUAAGGUCAGUUUAUUUAGUCAACUAAUUGGCUUUUGGAAGCCUGUUGCUGACAGCUGAGACAUUCAACAGGCAAAGUGACCUUGACCCUUUUAAACUGAUGCUUUAUAUGACAUGUUUCUCCAGGCUUUUUUUUGUUUGUUUAUUUAUUUAGUGGGGUGGGGGUAUUAUCCGUGAUGCUGCCAUUGAGAUUAUGACAGAAGGAGCAAGAAUUAAAUUAUAUAAAAAAUUACAAAUAAUGUAUUUUUAAUGAGUAGAUAUUUUAUGCUCUUUUUAUCACCUACCGACCUUGGGAUUCAAGCUCUUCCUACUUAUUGGACUUUUCAUCUCAUAAUACAUUAUUAAUGGUAUGAUUUACUGUAACAAAUGACAAAUAUUAUUAAAUCCAGCACCUCUGUCAGACAUUAUUUUAUUAAUGUCCAGUUAUAUAAGACUAACUAAUUAGCAAUUAACCAAGGCUAUAUCCUUUAGUGUGCAAAGGUAAGCAGCCAAGACCUCCAAUUUGAUUAAAAUAGAUCACUCUUUCUUCUUCUCUCAGAAACCACAUUCAGUCUACAGUUCCACUGCCCAGUAAACCAAACAAAUUAGAUUAGUGGCACUGUGGGAAAAUAUACAUCAGUUUCCAAUGCACUCUCAUAUUGUAAGUAUGAAGUGACAGGUGAGACAUCCAAUGGGCACAUGAAAUAAAAUGAAUGGCAUUUACUCAGUGAAGUAUAAUUAUACUCCCACCCCUAAAUACAUGGCUUAAGGGGAUAGUUUUAAAAUUCUGGAUUCAGUCUUGUGUUGUUCCAAAACUGUAUGACUUACUUUCUUCUUCAGAACACAAGAGGUGACAUUUUGAACUGACUGUUUUCCAUACAUACACAAUAAACUGAGCUUUCAGUGGACUGAGCUUUCAAACUUCAAAAAGGACACAAAAGUCUGUUUCUCAAAGCUAUUGUGUGUCCUCAGAAGACUUGGAAUGUAGCAUACGAGCCACAUAAAACACUUUCAUGACACUUUCAUGCUUUUGCAUCCUUUUUGGAGCUUAAAAGCUGCGUCAUGAUUCAUUAUAAUUCCAUGGAGAAGAGCAUGGGAAACUUUUCAGAAUUCACAAUUCAUAUGGGUUUUUCUGAGAACUUAUUAACAACUUUUCUCACAGGCAUUUGACAUCACUACUGGUGAAACAUGUCUGAGAUGACCCAAUUGAAAAUCAUGAGAUAAAUUAGAUAGAAACAGUUCAUAUGGGGUUUAGCAUUAGCCAGCAAACCCCUUUAUUUUACCCCAUUUUUUCAGAAUCAGGUGUUUAUGUGCCUUCAGUAAAAAGGUCCAUUAUUUGUUGCAGUACCACAUAAAGAGCUGUUCAUGAUUUGUAUGCUGUGUGGUCAUUUUCUGUAAAUCCCUUUAUUUAAUAAGGGGUUCACUGUACAUGCAUUUAUAUACCAUCUUUCUUACCAUUUCUCUCGAUUAAGGUUUCUCAUUGUAAAUAUGUGAUAGAUAGCCUACCUGCCAACAUUUGACAUACAGUACACUCAGGCACAAUAAAUCUUUUUCUCUCUUUUUUCCGGGGGCUUUAAAAAAUCAGUCCAAGGUGUACAACAACAGGUUGUUUAUAGGAUGCUUAAUGGUUUACACAAGGAGGAGCAGCAGCAGCUAUAACAUAUGUGGAUUAUGAGGGGACUAUUUGUGUACUUGAAUACAUUACAGAGAGAUAAAUUGGACCAUAACUGGACAAGCCGUUUUCGGGCAAUAGAAAUUGACCCACGAAAGACUGCUACCGGAGGCUUACUGUGACAUUUUCCUUACUUUACAAACUUGAUUUUAAAACCGCUUGGACUGGUCUGAAGGAACUAACCAUGAAAGCUCAAUCAUAAAUGACUUUGCUUUUAUAACAGUAAAAUCUGAUGCCCAGCUUUGUUUUUAGAUCUGGUUUUUAUUGUGCAUCCCCUCAUUGACAAAGAAGAAAAGAACUUUGCACUCUUGUACAAAUGCUUGUCAAACAUUUUUGCUGUGAAUUCAAAGUUGAGUAACAAAAGAGGGAAGUAAUAAUACUAUUGGCAUGGCAUCUGAAAGAUUUUCUGUUAUCUAUUAUUUGUUUAACAAAAUGUGUACUUGCUGCAUUUCUUUUCAUACUUUGCUUGGGAGUAAGACUGUGGUUUUCUUUUUUCUCUUUUCUCAAGGCCAAUCUCCUUGAAUAUUCCCUCAGUAUUUUCCCUUUCAUUCAGGACAAACAGGUGAUUCGGUUAUUUCAAGUUGAGGUCUCCCUCCACCAGAUCACAAUUUUAUAUCUAACCAUUAUUCCUAUGCUAUUUCAUGAUAUGAUUAUUUAUUUCUUUUACUUGGCCUUUAACUUUUGACUUGACAAGUCAUGCACAAAUUCCCAACAUGUUUGUUUACUACCCUACUACAGAGCUAACAGUCAUUUUAUGAGUGGCAGUGCCACUCUCUUAACGCUGAACUGAUCACAGUGGAUGGUUGAGGUUAGAGCUUCACCUCUUGGAAUACAGCUUUUUUUUUUCAGAUUUCAAUAAUGCAUGUGUCUGUCUUUCUUCUCAAUCCUGUACUAAAUUAUUAUUAUAUUCCUGCUCCAUGCCAGUCUCACUGUCAACAUUAUGAUUUUGCUAACAGUUCAGAAGUUCCUGAAGGACCUAUUUUGGCCAGGGGUGUCAUGUCAACUGUUGAUGCCAGCUCUAGUUGAACAAACUAUAUAUUGGACUGUAUACGGUUGACAUAGGAUAUUUGACAGUGUUGCAUAAUUCACGUUUGGUCAUAGACCCAUAUUUGUAAUAGCCUCUUUAUACUAGAGAAGGGCCUCUCGCUUUAGUUGUGUUAAGUUGGUUGUACUAAGAGUAGAAAAUAAUUUGACAUGAAUCAUUGUCAGCAUUCAGCAAUAUUACACAGAGCGUAAAGUGGAUUACUCUUCCACAGCAGUUUUUACUUUUCUAAGCUCUUUAGCCUCCUCUUAGUGUUAGACACUAUGGAAGGAGAUUGGCUUGGAGAGAGCAAAAGAGAUAAUGGUUUAAUGCUUUGAAACAAGAUUUUCAUUCUUUUUAAUGGCUUUGGAAUCAGAAGGAAGUGAUAAAAAAGUGAAACUUUUGUAGGUACAGUAACUAGUUCUGUCAUAUCAUAAAUCCCUAUUAUUCAUUACUUCUUUUGGAACUAAGAGUCCAUAGUCUUCACCAGAGCUCUCAAUAUGUAAUGAACACAUUUAAAAUCAUUAACUUCUUUAUACAAGAACAGAAUCCUUAAUAAUUACUCAGGACCAAACGUUGUUUUGUCAGACUUGUUAUUGCCCCUUAAAUCCAGUACAAAGGACUACAUGCAGUCACCGUGUUCUGAUUUGUCUUUGAAGGUCCCCCUCAUUGGCUUUGCCUGUCUUUGUUCAUGCUCAAAAGAAGCCUAGAGAAAAUCACUCCAAGAGUCUCUGGAGUCAGGAUAAUUGUGCCUCUUAUAUCAAGCUUUUAAGUCGUUUUCUCUCUCUUUGCGCAGAAGAGCACCACACUGCCACGUUUUCCCUCUGAUAUUUUCCGCUUGUUUGUUCUCUUCUCUGAAAUGUUCUCUGAACUGUGGUUUGACGGCGGGGUGAAAAACAUGGCAGGAUUGCCAGAGACAGGCUACAGGAUUGGAUAACCGCAAUUGUUUAGAACUAGAGGAGACAAUAAAUGGGCCCGUUUCUGUGCUUCUCCAACAUGCAGCCCAUGGGCUUUGAUAACCUCAUUAAGGCAUAAAUCUUUGUACUAAACUGUGAUGGAGAGACAAAAGUGAACUGAGUGAAGAAACAAGUGCAGGAGAGAGGGGUUAACUCUGAACGAACUCAUCAAAGUGAGUCAGAGAAUGUCGGUAUGAUGAUGAAACACAUUAAACACUCAGGAUCAGGAGGAGACAGUAAAUCAGGGCUAGAGAUGAUGCAGCAAGGGUGUAGGAGUACUUUGAGAGGAGAGAGAGAAACAGAGUACGCAAGCUGCUUUAACCUGAUAAUGACUGGAGCUUGAAUGAAUAAACAACAUGCCCAAUCUGUAAUAAUAUAAAGGAGGGGAAAUGCUACUUUAGAUGAUCAGAGAAUUUCAAUUGCUUUUGAUCACAGAUUUAGAUCCAAAUGUUUGUGGUUCAUUGGUACGGUUCAAAGGAAUAGUUCACCCCCAAAAUGAAAAUAGUCACCCUCUGGGUGGGUUUUGGUUAUUUUAUAUAUAUAUAUUUUUUUUUUUUUUUUUUUUUUUUUUUUUGUUACAUCAUUACAGGUCAAUAUGAAAAUGCAAUAAGAUUAUUUUAAAAUAUCACUUUUUUGUUAUUCCAUAGAAGAAAAUAAAUUAUUCGCAUUUUGGAAUGUAAAUAACGUCAGAAUUAUCAUUUUUCAGCUUUGCUCUGUCCACUUAGAAAUCGUGGGAAAUGUUUCAAAUACUCGUGGAAAUAUCAGAGGAGCUAACUAGGAUUUUCCCAGCGAUUCACACCAGGAGAUCACGCCAGUUAAUCCUGAGUUCUGUUAAAUCCAUCUCCACCACUCACUUCUCAAUUAACUUCAGACUCCAUCAGCUUGCUGUCUUUGUAAUCUUUCACUCAUUCCCUCUGUAGUCUCACUCUCCGUCCACAGGCCAACAUAUCAAGACAUCACUGGAGCAUCACUCCCAUAUUCAGACACUGCCGUCACUGCCGUCUGAAGAUGAGAGUGGUGCUCCAGUAACAUGUUUUGAAGAAGAACAGAGGACAUUUAAUGAAACAAUUAAGACUAAGACUUUAUUAUUUCUUGCAACAGCAAGUGUCCAUAAGCAGGGCUUACAGAGAAAAAGAGCAUGGCAUUUGUCUAGUUAUGUGAAAGGGACCCUCCAUUACUAGAAUCUGACAACAUUUUUAAUAUACUCUGUCGUUUAUCUGAUUAUUUUUAACAGUCAAUUUCAACACUCAAAUUACUCUUGCUGAACGUGAGGAUAAAAGGUAACCCAAGGGGCUUUUGCGUUUCAUCUUGUUUCGUUUUACUCCUCCAGUAUAAUAGUCUCCUCACAUGAUGUUGGCAUGCGGUUGGCGGGUCUGUCUAUGUGCUCUUGAGCAUCUCUGAGCCUUCACCUGUCCCAAAAUAUGGCUCAGGAACUUUUAUGACAAUUAUUAGCUUGCAUCUUCUUUUCUCCUCGUUUGAUUUAUCAGCCCUCCUUUCAAAAAUAUGAUUUCCUGUUCCAAAAAACAGGAGGUAAAUAGUAGACAAAUAACUAUAUUUGUGAAUUUCAAACUUUGUAAAAAAAAAAAACUGUUUUUUGUCACUAAAUUUCUAGUUGUAAUUGUUAUUAUUAUGUUUUGGGGUGGGAGGUUUCGGGUGAUCUACAUGUUGUAUAGCUUCUGACUGGGUCAAUACAGUGAUCCACGUUAUACAGAUCUGAUUCAAUCUGAGGCCAUGGAAAGUGGCGGAAAAAGAAACAAAGUGUUAUGUUUGCAUGAUUUCCUGUAUUUUUUAAAGAGAUGAAUUAUAUUGUGUAUAUUGAGUGGACAUAUGUUGCAAACAAAGCAAAAAUUAGGCACUGAAAUAUUGUAAGAACUUGCCAUAAUUUUGAGGGAUGAUACUGAGGUGUAUUUAUACCUUACAUGCUGAACUACUUCCAUUGCUGUCACCGAAAUACUUAUUACCGUUUUAAACCAAGAAAAAAGCGACCUGAAACAAUGCCAUGGGAAAGCUUCGUAUUCUGCCAUAAAAAAAGAAAAAAGAAAAGAAAAAAGGAUUUAUUGGACAGUCUUGUUUAGUGCCAAAAUAAGACGUUUAUCACUUAUGGUAAUUUCUGUGCAAUGAGCUGGGUCAAUGAAUCCUCUGCAGAACUCCAGAUCAAUAAGUGAGAGUAUACAGCACAUCUACUACAUUAACCUUGCAGGUGUCCCACAGCAGCUGGAGAAAAACAUUCUCCCGUGCACGGCUGCUCACUGGAUCAAUGAUAAAGUAAACAUCUGCAAAUGAAUGUUUCAGUGGUUCUGAGAAGCCAGUGGGUGGAAUAGUCCAUGGGCAGUGAAAGAGGGGUACUUGAAGAGGGGCCGGUCUGUUUGGGAGGCUGGAGUCUCUGGAGGCUGUAGAGGAUGUCGUUCUCUAUUUGGCCUGACUGAAUUGAAUAGGCCUGCAUUGAUUAUUUAAGGCUGAGAGGCCACAACGGCAUGUCUUGAGCCAAACCACAACAACAAACUAAUCAUGUCUGAACUCUUGCCAGUGGCCCUUCACUUCAUUCUCCUCUUAGAGCACUAUGCAUAUAUCAAUAAUAGACUAUAUAUAGCUUUUUAUUGGUUGAGAGUAAGAUUCAGAAAAAGGCAUACACAUUUGA